Messenger RNA from Episyrphus balteatus (marmalade hoverfly), 1266 nucleotides. RefSeq names its product caspase-like. The record is from RefSeq and is a predicted model, not a curated record. The transcript is spliced from 4 exons. Gene Ontology annotation, biological process: proteolysis; apoptotic process. Gene Ontology annotation, cellular component: cytoplasm. The coding region runs from base 255 to 1115 and encodes 286 amino acids. Lineage: Eukaryota; Metazoa; Arthropoda; Insecta; Diptera; Syrphidae.
CAAUCCAAACAGAAUCACAGAGAAUUCACAACAAUUGCAGUGUGCAACAAAACAAAACCAAAACUCCUUUAAAGAGGUUGUCAACUGAAGAAGAAAAAAAUACUGCACUUGUCGCUGUCGCUUUUCUACCUCACAAUUCAAAGUGGCUUAUUAAAAAAAAACAAAAAUAAGCAAAGAAUAACAAUAAUAUAAUUUCCUAACUCAAAUUGACAUCGACAUUAGUUGUAUAGUUUAAAUUUUAAAAUAUCCAAACCAUGACCGAAGAGCAGCAAGAAGUAAAUUCAAAUGACAUUGGCGAUGCUUUUGUCACCGGAGGAUGUUAUGCGGGUAGUAACAAGCUAUUGGCUCGUAUGCCCACUGAAAGGCAUGCCGCCGAAUAUAAUAUGAAGCAUAAAAACCGUGGCCAAGCGCUUAUCUUCAAUCAUGAAUGCUUUGAAAUUCCAUCCCUCAAGUCGAGAUCUGGGACUGAAGAGGACUGCAAGCGUCUGUGUGCAUCGCUAAAGAACCUGCACUUUGAUGUUCAAGUUCACAAGGAUAAAAAAUUGAAGGAAAUACAAAAUAUUAUUGAAGAAGUUGCUCGGGUUGAUCAUACUGACAGUGAUUGUAUUCUAAUUGCUAUUCUAUCCCAUGGCGAAAUGGGAUACAUUUACGCCAAAGACGCCCAAUACAAACUGGACUCAAUUGCACACUGUUUUACAGCACAAAAUUGCAAAACACUGGCUGGCAAGCCAAAGCUAUUCUUCAUUCAAGCUUGUCAAGGUGAUCGUUUAGAUUCGGGUAUAACGCUUGAAAAGACUGAAACGGAUGGUGAAUCAUCGAUGAGUUAUAGAAUUCCGGUGCAUGCUGACUUUUUAAUUGCCUAUUCAACAAUCCCAGGAUUCUAUUCCUGGCGCAAUACAACCAAAGGAUCUUGGUUUAUGCAAUCCUUAUGCAAAGAACUCGAUGACAAUGGCAAGAAUUAUGAUAUUUUAACUCUUCUUACAUUUGUAUGCCAAAGAGUUGCAUUUGAUUUUGAAUCAUGCACACCAGACUUGCCAAUGAUGCAUCAACAAAAGCAAAUUCCAUGUACAACAACAAUGUUGACGAGAAUUCUUAGAUUUGCUGAUAAGAAAUGAAUUGUUUAAGUGAAAGUUUCUUUUUCUAAUUCCUCAAUAUAUCUAUUCAGCAUUUUUUGAAAUCACUUCAUAACAUUUCCGUAGUUGAAAUUUUUUUGAAAUUUUUUUUAUUUUUUUUAAUAAAUCAAAAUUGGAAAUCGUCUCUUAAAAU